Molecule: messenger RNA, 3058 nt
Organism: Helianthus annuus (common sunflower)
Lineage: Eukaryota; Viridiplantae; Streptophyta; Magnoliopsida; Asterales; Asteraceae
Product: putative late blight resistance protein homolog R1B-16
Exons: 4
Coding region: 254-2677 (807 amino acids)
Biological process (GO): defense response to other organism
Molecular function (GO): ADP binding
Source: RefSeq, a predicted model, not a curated record
UAAGUGUAUGUUGGAAAGUAGUUCAAGACCACUGUUGCACUUUACUCAAUUUGGGUUCACAUUAGAUCUUGAAUACACUUAGACAGAUCCUCCAUUGCUGUACUUCAAUUCACUCAAGCCGAUCAUCAUCUGCAAUGAAUCAACUUGGAAUCUUGUUCUGUGGACGAUAACAAUUACUGCCAGUCCAGCUGAGUAUUAAUGUUCUGAGGUACCGUUGAUAUAUCCAACAGUGUGAUUAUAUCAGGAGAACAUCAUGGCUGAUGCUAAUGCUAAUGCUCUCAUCUUAAAGAGAUUAAUCUCCAGCAUGCAGAUCCAGGAUCAUAAGAAAAUUCCGUACGAUAAGAGAAAAUAUUAUAAAGAUCUGAUAGAUCACCUGCGAAGUAUGAUGCUAGGAUAUGAAAAUGAAGAAGUGAAGAUUAUAUUACAUGAUAUGGAGUUAGAAUUUGCUGACUCGGUUGUCCCAGCUUUCUCUCGAUAUCAGAUUGACAUGGUACUUGAGAAUUGUGAAAAGCUCUUGGAAAUCAGAUAUGGCUCAGAUGUAGAGUUAGAAGAAACUGUCGAGGGCUUCGAUGAUGAAGUACAAACACUACUUGAUCAGCUUACCACAACUUGUACAAUGAAGUUGCAGGUUUUAACGAUUGCGGGAAUGGCUGGGCUUGGUAAGACGACCUUGGCUAGAAAACUAUACAAGGAUCCGUUAAUCGAGUAUACGUUUCACUAUCGAGCGUGGAAUUGUGUUUCUCAAACAUAUCUGAAGAGGGAUUUGUUACUUGGUGUAUUAAGCCAUUUAACAAACGAUCUUACAGAUGAGACUAAUAAAAUGAGUGAUGAACAGUUGGGGGAGACGCUAUACAGACUACUAAAGGGACAUCGAUAUUUGGUGGUGUUUGAUGAUAUUUGGGAUUGUACGUUUUGGAAUGAUAUCAGAAUUUAUUUUCCAGAUGAUAAAGUCGGGAGUCGAGUUCUGUUUACUACUCGUGACAUUGAAUUGAGUUUACAUGUAAAGGCAGCAAAACCUACUCAUGUCUUGCGCCUUCGUACCGAAAAUGAAAGUUGGAAAAUAUUUAGUAAGAAGGUAUUUAGAACCGGAGUUUGUCCUUAUCGGUUGAAGGGACAUGCAAGAGCGAUAACAAGAAAAUGUAAAGGUUUGCCCCUUGCAAUUGUUAUAACGGCUGGUAUUUUGAAAAAUAACUGGGCAGAAAACUCGUGGUUACAAAUUUCUGAGAGUCUACAUUCGUUUAUGGUUCGUGAUCCAGGCCAAUACAUGGAUUCACUGGCUUUAAGCUAUAAUCAGUUACCUCUUCACUUGAGACAGUGUUUUGUCUUUGUUGGGGUGUUUCCUGAAGACUAUGACAUCCCGGUGACAAAGCUGAUUUGGCUCUGGAUUGCUCAGGGAUUCAUACAUGAAACUGAAAGCGGAACAUUAGAGGAUGUUGCAGAGGAUUUCUUGAUGGAUUUAAUCAAGAGAAGUUUGCUAAUCCCUGGCAAAAGGAGGGUUAAUGGCCAGAUCAAAACAUGCCGCAUCCAUGAUUUGUUGCGAGAUUUAUGCCGUAAAAAAGCAGAUGAAGAGAAUUUUUCUCAAGAAGUUCGCAAGCAUGAUCACGCCACGGCUUCUCUCGAUGAAACCACAGAAAGUAUAAUGCUUCUUUUGCCAUUGGAGCCUCCUGAAUUAUCCUUGUUAUCUGAUUUUUGCUAUCCAUCUGAGUUUGGCAAAUUUCUUCGAAACGGCCAAUCAUUCGAUAUAGAAAGGUAUGAAUCCCUUAGGACUCUUGAUGUGGAAUCUAUCUCCGUCUCCAUGUUUCCCGCUGAGGUAACACAGCUGCUUAACCUAAGAUACUUGGCCAUUCAAGCUCGUGAUGGAAGUCCAAGCGCAUCAAUAUCAAGCCUUGUCAACCUACAAAUGUUGAUAAUAGCGUCAAGAAAGAAUAUUGUUGUACCAAAAACCAUAUGGAGUAUGGUAAAUCUAAGGCAUCUUUGUAUAAAAACAGGGGAAAAUCAUAUUGAGGAUCCUUGUUUUGUACAUGAAACAAAGAAUGAUAGACUGCAAACCUUAUCGCAAGUAAGUCCUCAAUCUUGCCAUAAUAUAUUUUCAAGGACUCCCAAUCUUAGAAAGCUUGGCAUUUGUGGACCACUGGUGUCGAGCCAAGGUGAACUUGAAUUUCCAAACAUACGCGCUUUACAGCACCUUCAGAAAUUAAAACUACUGAAUACGAUUCCUUAUGGUAAACCAACAAGGUUGCUCAAUACUAUGAUGUUCCCAGAAACGCUCAAAAACCUGACGUUGUCAAACACUUGCAUGGAUUGGGAAGACAUGUGGGCCUUAUCUUUGCUACUUAAUCUGGAGGUUCUAAAAUUAAAGUUUCAUGCAUGUAUUGGAGAAACGUGGGAGACAGACGAUGUGGAGUUUAAACAACUUAAGAUAUUAAAAUUGCAUAAUUUGAACUUAAGCCAAUGGGUAUGCUGGAGGGAAAACUUCCCUGGUCUAAAACGGUUAGUGGUUCGUCAAUGCUUAUGUCUUGAAAGUAUCCCUUCUGAGCUUGGCAAGAUCAACACACUGGAGGCAAUUGAGGUACAGUGGUGUAGAUAUUCCACACAGGUUUCCGCGUUAAAAAUCCAAAAGGAGCAAGAAAGCGAAGGGAACUUCUUCUUGAAAGUACAUGCAACCAACAAUCGUUGAGGUGUCCCCUUAACAGUUGAUUAAACUUUCAGUUUCUCAGGUUUGUUUACGGGUCACAGGUCAGGCGAAUCAUGAAAGCAUGGGCUUUGGGUUUUGGAAACGGGUCAGAUUGGGCUCCAAACUUGCAGCAGAAGAAUUAUAUAUUUAUUGGCGUUUAUGUAUUUGUUUUAUUUGCAUUUAGUUAGAGUUUAAUUAGUUGGAGAAUUGGUUAUUGUUGACCGUGUACUGUGGAGUAUACGUGAGAUCAUGGACAUAUUUCACGUGGGUUAUCUCCUUAGCCUUAGGAUCAUGUUUCUGUGCUUCUUAUUUAAUGUAGUGUGUGUUGCAACCAAAGCUUGAUAACCAACAGAAUAUUCAUAAACAGCAUAUCAUUCAUGUCAA